Schistosoma rodhaini is the source of this 1381-nucleotide messenger RNA. The record is from the annotation of a GenBank genome assembly. Lineage: Eukaryota; Metazoa; Platyhelminthes; Trematoda; Strigeidida; Schistosomatidae.
UUUUUUGCCGUUUUGACGCUAUAAAUGUACAGUUAACAGUUUUAUUCGACCCCAUUUGGUGACUUACAGCAUCCAAACACCACUGGUCACCACCUUAAACGCUUAGGCGGCUAUUACGAACGCUUGCGUCAUCCGUCUUUGUGAUGACAGUUCAUGUUACGCAUUACUUGUCAUUCCCUUGGGAAUUUGUUACCUCACUGUUUUGGAGACGGUAUCCUAAUCCUCAUGCAAAGCACGUUUUAUCCGAGGAUGUUUUGGAAAGGUAUCUCCUAUCAGAUGGCAGGUUGUACACUAAACGGUUGUUAAUUAAGAAAAUAUCAAAGAGGAUACCAUUUUGGUUGCUUAAGUUUUUUCCAAAAGGUCAAGUGUCGGUCGUUGAAGAGUCCAUUAUCGACGUUAAUGGUCAACGUGUCGAUGUCGUCUCCAAAAAUUUCGGUGUUUAUAAAAAAUACCUGCUUGUAGGAGAGUACUGCUCGUUGGUACCAUCAGACGAUCAUUCUGUAACAAAAAUUUCACGCAUACUUUCACUUGAAUCCAGUCUAAAAGGUAUUUUACGUUCAGCUGUCAUGAAAACAUCUCAAACCUACUAUAAUUCCUCAUAUAAGGAUACUUACUUGGGUUAUAUGUAUCUUUGUAAUACGUAUAGUAACGCAUACAAUCCGAAAGAACGACAGUCACCAACAAAUGAUGUACCUAAAAGUUCUGUCAGAACGGUUAGUACCAAUGAAACACAAGAAUAUACUUCAUCGAAACUGCCACGAAUAGUCAUGGCAGAUUCCGGAUAAUUAAGUGGCACAAAUUGGAUCAAAAUUUCUUCAUACUCUUUUGUGUAGUAAUAUUUUGUACUUAGGAUUUAUUGUCCCCUUUUUCCAACUAUGUUCAUGCUACAAACUACCUUCCUUUCUCAUUUGUAUGAAUACGAACGUUUCUUACUUGACGAUUCAUCGCCCUAGAAUUUUAAAGUCAAAUAUCUAUAGUUUUUCUUUGAUUUCUUCAUUUACAGGUUGUUUAAUUAUACUGUUGUCUUCUAACAGUGAUUAACUCCUGAUGUAUGUUUUAUAUAGCAGAUAGAAGUAUAUGCAUAAUUUAAUGUACUGUAAUAAAGCAAAGUAAAAAGAUUUUACAGUUCAAAAUGUAAACUAUGUCGAGAAGAGUUAUCAAGUCAUUGUCUUUAACUUUUUUUGGGUUAUAAUAGGAGCAAAACAACGGAAAUCCAAAUGAACUUUAUGCUAUUCCAAUUUAUGAUAAAAGUCUGAAUGAACGGUUAGUGCGUUCACUACAUGGUGGAUCGAAAGCGGAUGUUAAGAGUUGAGUCAACUUAAUAGCUUGUUAAAAUUCACUUGGUAUUGUUUGAAUUUUCCCAUUGAUUUUUAGGACUGCA